GAGUAAGUGGUGUGGUUUUGUGAAUUUGUGGCCGACGUGGUGACCGUGAAACUAGCAAGAGAAGGGUUUUAGUGUUUGUUUUGGGCGAGCAGGGUUCAAGGGUUAAAGAGCCAGCCUCCGAUCGACAGGAGCCUCCACUCUGAAACGACCGGAGCUCCAAAUCGAUCGAAGGCAGCACCAAAUCGAUCAAAGCCCCAAAACGUCCAGCUAUGGGUAGAAAAUUUGAAGAAGUAGCUAAUUUCAGCAAACCAGAGAUGUUGGAAGCUGCAGAGAACCAUGAGAUUAAAUCUGAGAGAAAGAAAAAGAAGAAGAAGAAGAAGGAAUUCAGAGACAGUGAUUUCAUUGAAGAGGAUAGAAAGGUAGAGCUGCUUGGGAAUCAGAAAGAAGAAGUUAAGAGAAAAAGAAAGUCCGAAGAGGUUGAGGUUGUUCAUGAAGAAAUCCAAAUUUUAGAAGCUUCAGAAGGUCCUUGUAGAGAAGCCGAGGACAAGAAGAGAAAGAAAAAGAAGAAGAAAGAGAAGAGAGCAGAAGAAGAAAAUUCAGGCAAGGAACUCGAUAUUAAUCAUGGUAUAUGCAGCGACACCCCAGAAAUAUUGGAUAAGGAGGACAGGAAACAGAAGAAAUCUGAUGGUGUUGGAGGAAGGAAAAAUGAAGAUGAAAUCAAGAUGGGUGGCAAUGAAAGAGAUGAGGCAGAAUGUAACAAUGGUGUGGUCGUGUCUGGAAAGAAUACACAAGAGUCAAAGUAUGCACCUUUGAGCUCGUUUGCUGAAUCUCAUCUCCCUGAUGAGGUACUUGAGUGCUGCAAGAACUUCAGCAAACCAUCACCAAUUCAGUCCCAUGCUUGGCCUUUCCUUUUGGAUGGCCGGGAUUUCAUUGGGAUUGCAGCCACUGGCUCAGGUAAGACAUUGGCAUUUGGUGUUCCAGCUCUCAUGCAUAUAUUGCACAAUGGAAAGAAGAAAAAGGAAAAGAAAUUAAAUCCUCUUUGUCUUGUACUAUCACCUACAAGGGAGCUUGCUCAACAAAUAGCAGAUGUUCUGAGUGAUGCUGGAAAGACCUGUGGUGUCAAGUCAGUUUGUUUGUAUGGAGGAACUUCCAAAGGACCUCAAAUAUCUUGUCUGAAGUCUGGAGUUGAUAUUGUUAUUGGGACUCCUGGCCGUUUGAAGGAUCUGAUGGAAAUGGGUGUGUGCUGCUUAAAAGAGGUGUCUUUUGUGGUUCUAGAUGAAGCAGAUCGAAUGCUUGAUAUGGGAUUCGAACCAGAAGUCCGUUCAAUAUUGAGUCAGACAUGUUCUGUGCGUCAAAUGGUAAUGUUCAGUGCAACAUGGCCCCUUUCUGUUCAUCAGUUAGCUCAAGAGUUUAUGGAUCCAAAUCCUGUUAAGGUUGUUGUGGGUUCAGAGGAUUUAGCAGCAAACCAUGAUGUUAUGCAAAUUGUAGAGGUUUUGGAUGACCGCUCACGAGAUGCACGUUUGGUUUCCUUGCUAGAAAAAUACCACAAAUCCCAAAGGAACAGGGUAUUAGUUUUUGUCUUGUACAAGAAGGAAGCAGUUCGUGUUGAAAAUAUGCUUCAAAGAAGGGGAUGGAAAGUUGUUUCUGUACAUGGUGACAAAGCUCAACAUGACCGUACGAAGGCACUUUCAUUAUUCAAGGAGGGAACCUGUCCGCUGAUGAUUGCUACUGAUGUAGCUGCUCGAGGAUUGGAUAUUCCGGAUGUAGAGGUGGUGAUCAACUAUAGCUUUCCUCUCACUACUGAGGAUUAUGUCCACAGGAUAGGGAGGACUGGUCGGGCGGGUAAGAAGGGUGUCGCUCACACCUUCUUCAUGCAGGAAAACAAGGGCCUUGCUGGUGAGCUGGUAAAUGUCCUCAGAGAAGCUGGGCAGAUAGUGCCUGCUGCCCUCAUGAAGUUUGGCACUCAUGUUAAGAAAAAGGAAUCCAAGUUAUAUGGUGCACAUUUCAAAGAAAUUGCAGCUGAUGCCCCCAAAUCCACAAAGAUUAAAUUUGACAAUUCAGAUGAGGAAGAUUGAYUCCUGAAUUACAAUAAAGUUUCAUUAGGACAGUUUUCUUCAGAUAACAAUGAGUGGUUUCCAUAUAAUGAGACACACUGCCUUCGUUUGGUCAUACAUCUCCAAUGGUGAUACUCUGGAGAUGAGAUUCAUUUUGGUAGGUUCUACACGAGUGAACAGAACAGGGAAUUUUUCAUGAAGGUGACAUGCUGGUACGCACUCGAGUUGUGAAUGUCCAACAACUAUGAGUUCAUGGUUCAGUUUUUCUUCUGGCUGACCAAUUUUUACAAGCUCUAUAGUAUAUGAUGGCAGCAUGGUUCUUGGGUAGUUUUUUCAGUCUGACUUCUUAAUUUUUUAACAUUUUAUAGCCAGCAGUAACCAGUAAGCAGUCGUACUAAAACAAUGUAUGUAUUUAUUCAGCAAUGUCCAUUUUUGAAUCAGUCUGGAAUACUUGAAUAGUUAAAACUUAUGAUUUCACUGGGUGGUAAUGCUUUCUCA
This is a messenger RNA of Nelumbo nucifera (sacred lotus), 2492 nucleotides long. It is a transcript of the gene STRS1, whose product is annotated as DEA(D/H)-box RNA helicase family protein. The record is from RefSeq and is a predicted model, not a curated record. Lineage: Eukaryota; Viridiplantae; Streptophyta; Magnoliopsida; Proteales; Nelumbonaceae. Gene Ontology annotation, molecular function: ATP binding; nucleic acid binding; RNA helicase activity.